Molecule: messenger RNA, 5887 nt
Organism: Periophthalmus magnuspinnatus
Lineage: Eukaryota; Metazoa; Chordata; Actinopteri; Gobiiformes; Gobiidae
Product: protein AF-17-like
Exons: 20
Coding region: 345-3614 (1089 amino acids)
Biological process (GO): regulation of transcription by RNA polymerase II
Cellular component (GO): nucleus
Molecular function (GO): histone binding; nucleosome binding
Source: RefSeq, a predicted model, not a curated record
AAAUAUGUUUUAGCUCAAUCCUUCGCUGAUGGAGGCGAUUUUGACCACAAAGAACUUGCUAUAUCUUUAAUGUGACUUUUAUUCCGACCCAAUGAAGCACAUAUGAGCAUGCGCACUGCAUCGGCUCUAUGGGGACGGGGAGGACAUCACGGAAAAAACGUAGCAGCAGCACCACAAACCUCACGCCGAGAUUUGGUCUUUGAGCGGCGGCUUGAAAACUGCGCACGUAGCGCGGGCACCGAUAUGUCCGCAGGGUCGUCAGAGCGCGGGACGACCCCUUGACUGGCCUAGUCCAGCUCCGAGCCGUUCCGGGAGGAAAAGCCAGUUCUUCUUAUGGGAACAGCAUGCGGGAAAUGGUUGGAGGUUGCUGCGUGUGUUCAGACGAGCGAGGCUGGGCUGAGAAUCCGCUGGUGUACUGUGAUGGACACGGCUGCAGCGUCGCCGUUCACCAAGCGUGCUACGGCAUCGUCCAGGUGCCCACCGGUCCCUGGUUCUGUCGGAAGUGUGAGUCACAGGAGCGGGCGGCACGAGUGAGGUGUGAGCUCUGCCCCCACAAAGAUGGUGCCCUCAAGAGGACAGACAGUGGGGGCUGGGCUCACGUGGUGUGUGCUCUCUACAUCCCUGAGGUACAGUUUGCCAAUGUCCUCACAAUGGAGCCCAUCAUCCUGCAGUACGUCCCACAUGAAAGAUACAUCAAGACAUGCUACAUCUGCGAGGACCACGGCAGAGAGAGCAAAGCUGCAUGUGGAGCCUGUAUGACCUGCAACAGACAAGGCUGCAGACAGGCCUUCCAUGUUACAUGUGCUCAGAUGGCUGGUCUACUGUGUGAGGAGGAGGGCCCAGAGGCUGACAAUGUGAAGUACUGUGGCUACUGCAAGCACCACUACAACAAGAUGCAAAAGAAGUUACGCUCAAGUGAAAACACAAGCAGUUCUUUCAGUCAUUCCAGGGGGCGCCCUAGCUCUCCACCGCCAGAUAAGCACCAUCACCAUCAUAAACCCAGAAAGAGUCAUAAAGAUAAGACUCGACCAAAAGAUAAAGACCGUCAUAAGAAAUCUUCAGACAGUCUGAGCACGUCUGUAACCAGCAGCAGCAUAGAAAAGAUUUCUUCCAGCCACCACAUCAGCAAAGACAGUGAAAGUAAAUCCAAGAAGCUGAGUUCACACAGUCACAGUCACCGUAGUAAGAAACCAGGAAGUACAGGGAAAAGCUCCUCCUCCUCCUGUUCUUCCAGCCCUUUCAACACAGCUGGCUCUCUGUCUACCUCUCAGGACUUCCACCAAUUUUCCUCUUCCUCCUCUCGACACGAACGGGACCGCGAGCAUGACCGCAGCGCUGACGACCACCACAACAACGAAGACCGAAAAGAACGCCAUAGAAGACCAGCUGUUCGUGAGGAAGAGGAGGAUGAGGAAGAAGAAGAGGAGGAAAAAGAAGAGAAAGAUGAUGACGAUGAUGAAGAAGACUCAAAAUACCACAAACCUCCAGCUUUGACUCCUGCUGAUGGGCCUAUAGCAGCUACACAGAGUCAUGACAGAACUGAACGGAACUCUAGCAGUCCAUUUGAAAACAAAGUUACUAUUUCUACAAUUGGCUCCAUUAUGCGCAUCACAUCUUCAUCUGGUACCAAAAUCCGAAAGAUCUCCUCUUCGUCGGUGGACUACAAACCCUCCAAAUCCCUCAAGGUGUCCCAGCUGAGCACCCCUCCCAUCUUGGAAGAAGUAGACAGAGAGGAGGAGGAAGAAGAUGGCAAAACCACACCCCCUCCGCCAUUGCCAAGGGAACGGAGACACAGAGGAAGCAAGAAAAGUCGACAUGGCCCAGGACGACCAAAAGGAAGCAAAAACAGGGAGAGGAGGGGUGAUGAGGAGCACCAUCAUCACCACACAGCGCCCCCUACUACCCCAGCUUUGAAUUCCCAUUACCAGACAACCACAAUCUCUAGUGCUGUUGUAACAUCUUCCUCUUCAGUCUUCUCUUCCUCUUCAUCAGCAGGCAGUUUUUCCACAAGUCGAGGCAAUUCACUCCUAGGCACUGGAAUCUACUCCAGCCUGAAAGAGCCUCUCACUUUGGGCGGGGUCGUCUCCACUGCCCCACUCUCUCUGGGUGGGGGGGUCUCCUCUGCCCCCCUGUCUCUAGGUGGAGGGGUCUCCACUGCCCCCCUGUCUUUGGGUGGGGGGGUCUGCUGCACCUCUUUGUCUCUGGCACCAGGUGUGUGCAGUACCCCUCUCUCCUCUGGACUGCUCCUGUCCCAUGCCUCAUCACUCACACUACCAACUGUCAACUCAGUCUCCAGCUCUCAGGUGCACCCGGUCUCCAGCACCUCCUACAGUUUGGCCUCCUCUCAGCUUUUCUCCAGCUGUCUGUCCUCGGCCUCCACACUGCCUCCACUGCUGAGCCAACCACACACCUCUCUGCCAGAGGUAGAACUUGAUGACUGUCGCUUCCCAUGUCAGGGCAACUCACCAAGAGAAAGUCUUUCCUCACAGUCUCCCAUGAGCUGUCUUCCCCUGCUGUUUGAGCACAGAGAUGGUUUGGGGGCAGGGUCCAGGGCACGUCCCGAAAACGUCCCACCGGCCAGUUCCCACAUCGAGCUCCUCCUCGAAAAACACGGCAACGGAGAAAUGGGAGUCAACAUUGUAGAGAUGCUCCAGUCCCUCCAUUCGCUGCAGCGGGAGAACCAGCGCCUCCAGGACCAGAUCCUGAGUCUUACAGCCAAAAGAGAGCGCCUUCAGCUGCUUAACACAGAGCUGGCAGUGCCCUUCCCUCCACAGGCUCUGAAUAACACUUCUACAACCUCAUUGCACCCCUCUGCCCAAAUCAGCUUCCUGUCUGCCUCCCAAGACCCUCUCAGCUCCAAUAAGAGCCCCCUGUCUAAAAGCUGCUUCCUGAAUGACACCUCAUUUGUUACCUCCUCUGAGGAGCUUCACUCUGGCAGUCCGUCCCGCAGUAGCUCCUCUCUCUCCUUCCAGAGCACGCCCCCGCCUCAGCAGAGCCCUGCCUCCUUCGGCCAGCCACUGCUCAAUGGUCUCAGUCGCGGUCUCAGUGACAGUUUGGGGACUCUGAACCAGUCCGGGGGGUCCAGUCUUCCUGCGGUGGGCGGUCUCAUUGCGUCUCUAACAGGAAGUCCUCAGCUCAGCAUGAACGGGGUCCUGGGAAGUUUGAAUGGUGUGAUUCAGUCUCCAGUCCACAGCGCCCCCCCGCCUACACUCCCGGCACUGCGCCCUCAACCUCCACCACUCAACCCCCAAGCACUGGUCCAGAGCUUUCAGCUGCCCAAGAGCGUCAGCCCGUCUUCUCUCCUCUCUGAGCAGCAGAAGCAGCUUCUCCUGGAGCAGCAGCAACAGCAGCAGCUUCAACAGUUCCUGACGUCUCAAAACUUCACACCAGAGCAGCAGGUAUUGGUGUGUCAAAUGCUACAACAACAGAGACAGAGGGAGCUACAGCGCCUCUCUCUGGCCGGAGCACUCUCCUCCACCCCAAACUCCCCCCUCAUCGCGUCCUCUGCUUCCCCCCUGCAGACAGGACAGGGGGGCAGCCUCUUUGGUCUGCAGGACAACGCACUUCACAAAACAGGGGGCCCAGGAGAAAAAGGUGGGGAUAAAAAUGGCUGACAACUCUUCAAACUUGCAACUUAUUUGAAAUGAGGUCCUCUUUUUUGUCGUCUUUCUCUUCAACCUCUCUAUGAAUGUAUUACAAAUGUACUUUUUAUCUAGUGGCGUUUUCAUGUUUUAAAUUUCAGAGUUUCUUCUUAUAGUUUUGUUUGUUUCUUUUGUGUAGGCAGCUUUCUGAGAGCAUGAAUGUGGUCUCAUUUUUUUUAAUUGCACUAAAUUGUGAGCUCGACCAAUGGCGCCCCCUGGCUUUUGGUUGUAGUUUGAACUCUUUGGGUCUGUCUGACUCCUAGCACUGACCGUUCAUAGUUCUCCCCUAGGCUUGAACCAAUCUAUUUAUACAGUUUUCUGCCACUUCUUGCAAACAUUAACCGUCUUCCUCAAUAUUCUGCCUUUCUGUCGUGUUAGUUUAAAAUCUUGUUUAAAUUUCACCUCACACAAUACUGAAGAUGUGGAGGUCCUUUUACUUUGAAGUUUGUGGUUACUAGUGACAUUUUUACCUGAAGAUAGUUACCUCAGAACUUUCUACCUUUGCGAUACUUAAUAUUUCAUUGUAGACAGCUGUGGUUAAUAUCUGUGAUGAUACAUUACCAAGAUAGCCUUCACUGGAUACAAUUGCCCACUUAAACUGUAAUCGCUGUUUACACAUUUACUUAUGUGAAGACAGCAUUCAAAAAUGGCAUUUUUAAUAUGAAUCAGUUUUGUUUAUUACAGACCGCAAGAGUUUAUAAGACUUUGUACCUUUCCAGUUGCUAUCGAGAUUAUGCAGACAAAACCAAACAUUUGGGGACUUCAUUAAAAAGUAAAUUGUUUGAUUUUCUUUUUAAAAUAAACAGCGCACUUUUUGCAUGUUAGAUGCUAUCAAAGUAAAUUAGCCAUUGACAAAGUACCUUAAAAGGAGGCUUGGUGCUGACCAGGCCAUUAGGGACUGACCGGUUUCUCAUUGUUCAUGAGUAUUUUGCACUCUGUCCUGAAAUGUUUCAUGUUCAUACUUUUAAUGUCCUCCAAAUAGUUGUUCUUUUAGCAAUACUGGAUAGACAAUGCCUUAAUAAUGUUAUAUACAGAGAAAAGGGUGAAAAGGCCUCCUAAUGUUGUCUUUCUUUGACAGUGUUUUUAUCUUUGGGUACACGGAGGACUCUUCCUAUAACUGUUUAUACUUUUGAUAGUUAAUGAUCAUUUCUGCAGAAACAUGUGAAUAUAGUGGUAACUAUAGUCUUUUUUAAUGUACUUCUUUGUGUUCAGAUGCUUUUUGUUGUUUGUGCUUCAGAGAAGUGAGAAACAGGAUAUAAUGGGACUUUUACAGACAUAGGAGAUGUAAUAUUAACAUGUAUAAUUCAUAGUUUAGCUGUAACAGAGAGAGGAGAGCAGUGACUCGUCAUAGUACUUAUAUUGGCUUUCACUGUUGGGUUUAGUCAUUGAUAAGCUUAUCUGUCCAUCAGUUUCAUCAUCACAGUUUUACUAACACAGUAGGUCACUCAUAAAUACAUGUAAUCAAUAAUCUGUAAUAUUUUCAAUUAACCUUUCCCUAACAUGUGACAAUAUAUCUUAGAUUAAUUUAAGUAGCACUUAAGCAGCUCACUUGAUGGUCAUAAAUACUGUAGCAGAGACAGGAGAGUAAAUUAUAUGAAAGACUUGAGCCACCUUCUUGACACGACUCCGAACGGGAGAUCUGCAAUUUAUCAUAAGUGUUUUUUGAGUCCAGACUGGACCAGGUCCUAGACUUUGGCUGAAGUGCCAAGGGUUUCUGAAGCGGUUUCUUUAUGUUGCACUGGGGCAUUUGGGCCCACUUGUAAAUCAUUUUAGUCCCUUUUUUUCAAUUAUGUUGGAUAAAAGUUUUUUAAUGUUUGUGCAAAACAUUGAGCUUUGAAGUUGGGCGACCAAGAAAAAUCCAUAUUAUGAAUGUUGUACUGUGUAUCUUUUAUGUAUUAAGACAUAAGCACCUGGUUCUGAAUGAGGUUAGAUGGAGAGCAAGCUAAAUACUGGGAUAUGAAUUGCAUGAAAUGCAGUGAAGUCUCUCAAAUGUGUUGCUAAUUACCAAGUAAAACUAUGCAUAAUUUUGAAUGCAUUGUUCCCUGAAAAGUUUAGAAAUGAGCACUGAAUUUAAAAGGACAAGCACGUUGUCAUUGUACAGUGUAUUGUUUUCAGAGAAUUGAUCAAAACUAAUUUGACAAAUAUUGAGAUUAAAAUCCCUGUAAAGUAUUUUGAUAUUUUUGUGUGUAAAAAUUAAAGGCUUGAAUAAGACAUUCUUUUGUUAAUAAAUGCAUCCUUCUGUGUCA